AUGCCAGUCCGCGUCCUCAUCGUCGGCGCAGGCGCAAUAGGAGCAUUCUACGGAGCCCGCCUCUCCACAGCGUCCAACAUCGCCGUCUCAGCCCUCUGCCGGUCCAACUUCAAAGUGGUCCAAGCCAACGGAUUCAAAGUCACGUCACCGAAAUACGACGAGCAAAUAUUCAAACCCGAACAUGUUUUCAGCUCGCCUGAAAAUGCGCGGAAAGCUGGUGUGAAGUGGGACUAUCUCCUCGUGGCGACGAAAGCUCUUCCGGACGUCAACGAUGAUAGUGCACUGCUCGAAGGCCUGGUCAGUCCUGGCACGAGCAUUGUGCUUGUGCAGAAUGGGCUGGGAGUCGAGGAGCCGUAUAGGAGGCGUUUUCCCAAGGCUCCGAUUUUGAGCGCUGUGACCGUUGCGAGUGCUGCACAGCCUAGUCAUGGAGUCAUCCAGCACAAUCGAUGGACGAGGAUAUCUAUCGGACCUUAUCUACCGCAUCUCGAUCAAGGCGGAUCAGGGUCAAAGGCAGAGGACAAGGCAGCGGAUGAGAGUAAUGCGAAGCUUGUGAAGCUGCUGCAGGAUGGUGGAAUCAAGGAUGCCGAGUUAUACGACCACGCAGGCCUUCAAUUCGUACGAUGGCACAAAAUCGCCAUCAACGCCGCGAUGAAUCCCAGCUCGGUGCUGUCUGGUGGUGCUGGCAAUCAAGAAAUGUCUCUCGAUCCGGAGAUGUCGAUUAUGCUCACUGGCAUCAUGAAUGAGGUUUUGGAAACAGCGCCGAAAGUGCUGGGCAAACCUUUACCUUCCAAGCUGGCCACUGCUGAGGCAAUCUUGAACUCGACGAAGAAGAACAGCAGUGGCAGUCGACCGAGUAUGUGGGGUGAUUGGGAGAAGGGGGCGAAGAUGGAGUUGGAGGUUAUUCUUGGGAACCCGAUAAGGCUGGCGAGAGAGAAGGGACUGGAAAUGCCGAGGUUGCAGACGAUGUAUGCGUUGUUGAAGAAAGCACAGGAGUUGAGGGAUAAGCCGAAGGAGAGUAAGCUUUGAGGUAAGAGAUGUACGGAACCAUGCCUUGACGAGCUCGAGACCAACAGUAUCGUGAAUAGUCCCUC
Zymoseptoria tritici IPO323 is the source of this 1091-nucleotide messenger RNA. RefSeq lists its product as uncharacterized. Gene Ontology annotation, cellular component: cytoplasm. Gene Ontology annotation, molecular function: 2-dehydropantoate 2-reductase activity. Gene Ontology annotation, biological process: pantothenate biosynthetic process. The record is from RefSeq and is a predicted model, not a curated record. Bases 1 to 1026 code for a protein of 341 amino acids. The transcript has a single exon. Lineage: Eukaryota; Fungi; Ascomycota; Dothideomycetes; Mycosphaerellales; Mycosphaerellaceae.